Molecule: messenger RNA, 1878 nt
Organism: Arabidopsis arenosa
Lineage: Eukaryota; Viridiplantae; Streptophyta; Magnoliopsida; Brassicales; Brassicaceae
Source: the annotation of a GenBank genome assembly
AUUUGAGCUUUGCUAGCAAAAUUGGUGGUGUUCUAGUUCAAUCGGGAACUAAUUUCCAACAAAAGUUAAAAGGCUUUUCUCCUGAUAAAAAGUUUCCUCAAGCGCAGUUUUCACCCUAUGAAAACGUCGAGUACAAAUGGAAUUCAGCUGCAUCAAGCAUCAUGUGGAAAAAUUAUAAUUUUCCUGUGUACUUAUUGUCAGAAAGUGGCAUAUCAGCUGUGCAGGAGAUACUUUCCAAGAAAAAGAUGAAGCAUGGAACAUAUACCAGUGAUGUUGCUGAGUUCAAUAUGGUUAUGGAGACUACCAAAGCUGGAACACAUAAUUCGGAGGCUUGUUUGCAGGAAGGAACUUGCCUGCCAUUGGGCGGAUAUAGUGUUUGGUCCUCGCUUCCACCAAUCAGUGUUUCGUCUUCCAACAAUCGCAAACCAGUUGUGCUCACUGUGGCCUCCAUGGAUUCUGCAUCGUUUUUCCGUGACAAAAGUUUUGGUGCAGAUUCACCAAUAUCUGGUCUGGUAGCUCUUCUGGGAGCAGUUGAUGCUCUUUCUCGAGUUGAUGGUUUAAGUAAUCUCAAAAAGCAGCUUGUGUUUUUGGUUCUGACCGGAGAGACAUGGGGUUACCUUGGCAGCAGGAGGUUCUUACACGAAUUAGAUCUGCAUUCAGAUGCUGUCGCAGGCCUUAGCGAUACUUCGAUUGAAACGGUGCUUGAAAUAGGAUCCGUUGGAAAAGGUUUAAGUGGAGGGAUAAACACCUUCUUUGCUCAUAAAACUAGAGUUUCUUCAGUUACAAACAUGACACUGGAUGCUUUAAAAAUAGCUCAGGAUUCACUUGCAUCCAAGAACAUAAAAAUUCUUUCAGCUGAUACUGCAAACCCUGGAAUACCCCCAUCUUCCUUGAUGGCUUUCAUGAGAAAGAACCCUCAGACUUCAGCUGUUGUACUUGAAGACUUUGAUACCAAGUUUGUGAAUAAGUUCUACCAUAGUCACCUCGAUGACUUAUCAAAUAUCAACUCUUCGUCUGUUGUAGCUGCUGCUUCUGUUGUGGCCCGUACACUUUACAUCCUUGCAAGUGACAACAAAGAUGCAAGCAAUUCGGCUCUGGGAUCCAUCCAUGUCAAUGCUUCUUUCAUUGAAGAGCUUCUAAACUGUCUUUUAGCUUGUGAACCGGGCCUAUCAUGCAACUUGGUAAAAGACUAUAUUUCACCAACAAACACUUGCCCAGGCAACUAUGCUGGCGUCAUCCUCGGAGAACCUUCCUCCAAACCUUACCUUGGUUAUGUCGGUGAUGUUUCUAGAUUCCUAUGGAAUAUUCUGGCGGAUAAAACAUCUGUCCAAAAGGGAAACACAACCUCAGUUUGUUCAAAAGGUGUCUGUAGCAAAACUAAUGAAGUGUGCAUUAAAGCUGAGAGCAACAAGGAGGGAACAUGUGUUGUCUCCACAACCAGGUAUGUUCCAGCUUAUUCAACCCGAUUGAAGUAUAACGAUGGAGCUUGGACAAUUCUACCACAGAACUCAUCGGAUUCUAUGGGGAUGGUCGAUCCAGUGUGGACCGAAAGCAACUGGGACACUAUAAGGGUGCAUGUGUACACAGUCCAGCACGCAGCAUACGACAAUGCAGUCCUUGUUGCAGGUAUUAUAGUCACAACGUUGGCUUACAUUGGAAUUUUGGCUGCUAAGUCAAUCAUCACAAAAGCCUUGAAGCAGGACUGAGAUUUGUAUUUAAUCCCCUCUCCUCUCGGCCCAAAAUGACUCGUCAGUUUCAGUAAGACAUUGCCUAAUUAGCAACACCACCAAUACUGUGGUGGUAGAAACCUUUUUUCUCAACCAAGGUUAUUGAAAAAGGUCCUUUUGAGCUAAUUCAUAUUAAAAUUCUGUAUUAGAC